AUGAAAUCAGCCACAGAAGAAGAUGUCUUUGACUUGCAGAUUGGCCUCGGCGAAUCUGAGAUCCCCGCUGAAGACAAGCAUUUCUUCGACACGGCCGGCUACCUAGUGCUAGAGGACCUCCUGAACCCCGACCAAAUUUCGCAGGCGCAGGAUACCCUGUCAAGGAUUAAGGCAACAACACCGAAAAAUAUAACGCUAUUGCCAGAUGGUCUCUAUGGCUGCGAAUUGGUCAACAUCAUUGAAGGUGGGAACACCGUUGAGGAUGCCAUGGCACUGUCUCGUGUCCUCAAUUAUGUGCAGGAAUUCAUUUGGGGACGCCAAUACCGUCUCGUCGGCUCACGGGCAAUACUCAGAACACCGGGGCAGCGUAGCCAGCUUACCCAAGGAGGCGAUGCAGAUCCGAGACGUUAUGCCCGCUACCGUUGCUUUGGAGAUGGUCAAUUUCGUUGUCUGAUGAUUACCUGCCUGAUUGCGUUGAUUGACACCUCCGACGGCGAUGGGGCGUUCUGUGCAAUCCCCGCCAGUCACAAAGCUAGCCUUCCACACCCCUAUGAGCAUACGGAUCUGAACGCAAUUGCGCCGUUGCGCAACAUCUCGUUGCGAGCUGGAUCGGGCGUUUUGUUUACCGAGAACCUCUCUCACGCAUUCCAACCGACAACUCGCGAAGGAGAUGUGUGGUUGUCUUACCAGUACGGUCCCUCGUACAUGGUCAAUUGGCCCCGCUGCGAAGCGUCAACUGACCUGCUAGCGCGUACUGCCGCUGAUCCUACCAAGUCACAUCUGUUGUUAGAACCGUACUACCAUCCCACCGGUUCACAGAAGAAGCAAAAGAUGUAG
Messenger RNA from Geodia barretti, 837 nucleotides. The record is from the annotation of a GenBank genome assembly. NCBI's taxonomy places the organism in Eukaryota, Metazoa, Porifera, Demospongiae, Tetractinellida, Geodiidae.